Molecule: messenger RNA, 1369 nt
Organism: Ectocarpus sp. CCAP 1310/34
Lineage: Eukaryota; Phaeophyceae; Ectocarpales; Ectocarpaceae
Source: the annotation of a GenBank genome assembly
CCACCACGGCUCAGGAUCUACACUGGACACCCGAGUAAACCAAGACUUUGAAUCGCGGGAGAAGAUCACGACAACCCCACUCUUCGUUGCAAUCGGCACGCCUUCCUUUCCCGUCAAGCUUGUCCAGUCUUGCCAGUUGCUUGCCAAGCUUGAAAUUUGAAAAAGCGUUUGCUUUUCGGGAAAGAGAGGGAGGAGGGAGACACCCUGGCAGACAGGGGGAGGAGCGCCGGAGAGAGAGUUCGUGACAAACGCACGCCAUGUCUAUCGUCAACGUCACCAACGUCGUCGUUCUGGACAACCCCACCGCUUUCAAGAACCCUCUCACUUUCGAGGUCACCUUCGAAUGCCUCGAAGCGUUGGAUGCUGACCUGGAAUGGAAAGUGAUCUACGUCGGAAGCGCGGAGGAUACUCAGUAUGACCAGGUGCUCGAGGAAGUCGACGUCGGCCCAAUCCCGAUCGGCGUCAACAAGUUCGUCCUCACAGCAGAAUCGCCCGACCCGGCCACGAUCCCACCGACUGACCUGGUGGGAGUGACGGUGACGCUCAUCACGUGCUGCUACAAGCAGAGGGAGUUCAUCCGCGUGGGCUACUACGUCAACAACGAGCACAACGACCCCGCCGUCAACGCAGAGAUCCAGGAGGGACGUAUUCCCCCAGCCGAUACGCUGGACCCGGCGCACAUCACAAGGAAUAUUCUGGCAGACAAGCCCCGCGUCACGCGCUUCCCGAUCGACUGGAACGCGGCUCCCGGGGAAGCAGGGGCUGCCGCCGCCGCUGCUGCCGCCGCCGCCGCCGGUGCUGAUGGGGCGGCUGCUGACGGUGCAAUGGAUGAGGACGACGAGAUGGGGGUGGACAACGGGGUAGAUGAUGGAGAGGAGGCGGCCGCGGUUGCAAGCGCAGGAGGAGAGGGAGAGGGCUCCGAGAGCAUGGGAUCGGACGGGGACGAUGACGAGAGCGUCGAUUCCGACGGUUCAGGGGACGCGAUGGCCGACGAGGCCGAUGCCGAUGCGGACAUGGACGCGGAUAGCAGCGGCGCCGAGGAAAUGGAAGACGUUGCAGGGGACGAGGCGAGGGCCGGGACGGCGGCAAUGAGGGGGGCGGCGGCGGCGGUAGCGGCGGCGGCGGCAACAGAGGCGGCGGCCACGCCAUUAGCGGCAGGGUUGUCAACACGAGUGCUGUCGGCGGCGAGCGACCGAAACGAGAACAUCCAGCCGAUGGUGUUGCCCAACAGCGGAUCAGCACCAGCAAGUGCUACGCAAGUGGCGGCGGUGGCGGAACAGGCCCUGCAGCCGGAGGUCGCUCGAUAGGGGAUGGUGCAGUAACGGCUGCUCACGUGCCAAAGCGCUCCGUUGUCCUGCCUAAUGGUGAG